GUUGGAGCAGCUUUGCCUGUUGAUGUCUUAAUAUAUGAGGAAAAAACUCUGUCUGCCAUAUUAAGAGUUGUUAGCAGUGGCCUUGUCAAGCUGUGGAGUGCUCUAACAUUGCUGGGCUUCUACCAGAACAGGAGGUGUGCCUUUCGAGUGCUGCAGACAUCUCCGUUUCUUCUUGCAUUAUGUGGGAAUAGUAGAGAACUAAUCUUGGACUGAAUGCAGUUGCGGGUUUGGCUGUACGAAGCAAGCAGAAGUUGCUUAAGAUGUUGCAGCCCUUCAGGCAUGGAAUUUGUGGAGGGGUUUUCCGACAAAGAGCCUUGACAAAGCUAACAGUUAUCAACUCCCUGCCUGGACGUCACUUCCUUCAAAGUUUACACAUAAAAGUUGGAGACAAAGCUGAACUUAGUAAAGCUUUUACACAGAAUGAUAUCGCUACUUUUUCUGAUUUAACAGGUGACACAAAUCCUUUACAUUUAAAUGAAGAUUUCGCAAAGAAAUCUAGGUUUGGGAGAACUAUUGUACAUGGAGUGUUGAUCAAUGGACUUAUUUCUGCAGUUCUGGGUACUAAAAUGCCCGGUCCAGGCUGUGUGUUUCUUUCGCAGGAGAUCCGAUUUCCAGCCCCUUUGUACACUGGUGAAGAAGUGAUAGCAGCAGCAGAAGUUAAACGACUGAAGGGUUCUAUUGCACACAUUUCAGUAUCAUGUAAAGUCAGAGAAAGUGGAAAGACUGUUAUGGAAGGGAUGGUGAAAGUCCUGGUGUCGGACAGUUAGAGCUGUUGAUCCUGUGCUGCUUUACUAUAAAGGCCAGAAAUGUGCGCUUGGUUUUGACUGUCUUUUUAUGUGACAUCACUUAAUCCAGUAAAUUUGCAACAAAAAA
This is a messenger RNA of Tauraco erythrolophus (red-crested turaco), 873 nucleotides long. Lineage: Eukaryota; Metazoa; Chordata; Aves; Musophagiformes; Musophagidae. The record is from RefSeq and is a predicted model, not a curated record.